GGCAGGCUCUAGAUUUCCCUCUAUUUAAAAUGCAAUCAUCGCCCUACUUGUCAUAUGUGGGGCUUUUGUCUCUCUUGUCUGUGAACCAUCUACUACACUACAACCAUCACUCACUGGAACAGGCACAGUGACAGACAGGGUUAGCUACAGACCAGCCGCCUGCCUCACACAGCUAGAGUACAAUACCAAACCAGCAUACCUGAAAGAAGACAUCUCCCAACCAAACUUUGAACAGACUUCAGCACUGUAGUUAGGUCGCAGGACUGGGAGUAAAGAUGAUUUUAACCAAUAUAUUGAUGGUGUCUCUCUAUGGGCUCUCUCUGGCCCAAGGGGAAGGAAUGGAGAGGAUCCAGGAAUGUAAAACCAGAUGCUCCAAGGGCCUCCAUUGCAAAAGUAAAACCCACUAUUCCUUUGCCCCAUGCAGGACCCAGAAAGCAGGCCUCAACACCAGUGUUGUCUUCCACAACGUCAGCCUGUCCACAGUGAUGAGGUGUGAGGGGAAACAGAAGUGCUCUCUUCACUUUCGAGUUCACACUGCUCUUCAGCUCAGUGGCACAUGAUUACCGCAUACAAAGCCUGUGGGAUCAGCAGAGGCAUUCAGAGCAAGCACAUCCAUGGCGUCUCCAUAUGCACUGUCACCGCAGGGAUGAUGUUGGAAAUCUGUAGGCUCGUCAGCUUCCCCAGAGUAGCCAGAGCGAGACUGGAGGGACAGCAGUUGGAGGUUCAGAAUGACUGCUCUGAGGUGUGGCCAGGUCAAUACGUUCACGUCACUCUAAAGACAAAUCCAAGCUACUGUGGAGUCACCUGGACAAGCACUUACCAAGUCCCAGAAUGUAGCAGCAGAGAUCUUCGGAGUAACAUUCCAGAAUGCAUCACUGGGAGGCUAGCGUACACUGUGGACUCAGACAGAAAGGAGCUGGCUGUGUCUGUCUCAGACAUGUUGGAGGAUAAAGACUAUCACCUGAGACUGUGUCACAGAAAAGACUACACCUGUAGAGACACAGGGGCCAACGCACUGAUCAGAAAGGAGGAUGUGCUGAAGAAUACUACUCUGCAGUAUUCUACACCUUUGCCCUGUCUCUGCAUCGAGGGCUGGUCUGCCACCUCUGAUGCACCCAGAGUUCAAGUCUUUCCCUUCAGAGACAAUCUGGAGGAGUUGUGGUCUGGCAUUAACUUUGACCCGGUGGAGGAGUUGUUGUCAUGGGAACCGGUGUGUCCUGUUGUUGCGGUGAUCUCACUGUGCCAAAAACAAGGGGACGAUGAGUGUGACGAUCUGGCUGGUUCAUCACAGACCCUCAGCAGGGAGAAGAUAACAUUCUCCACUGUGGAUCCACACCCACAGCUUUGUAUGAAGUUUACCACAGAUUCUGGAUCCUGGAUCCGGUGCCCCUUUGCAGAUGGGAAUUUCCAAGCUUGGGACCUGGGUGUCGACCAGCUGGGGCUGGUUUUAACGUCACGGGUCAGAGCACCCCUCUCUCUUCAUGUGUGUGUGAAGACGGGGACCUCUGCAUGCCACCCAGAACACACACUCCCUGUACAUGUGGAGAAAUCUGCUAAUCUAAACCUGACUGUGGACGUAUGCCUACCAAACACCUGUGUCCAGGUGAAGAGGCUUAACGUAAAGUAUGCUGUCACCAUCCUUCAUUGCCAUAUACGAUGCUUGGACCUAGCUGAUGCCCGUGCCCGUGCCCCUGCAAUGGUUGGGCAAACUCCGGCCUUGCAAGGCUACUUGGAGCUGAUCUGGGUAGUGGUGCCAGCUGUGGCCUGUCUCACUGCUGCUGUCAUAGUGGCAGCUCUAGUCAUCAAAGCCCUUAUAACUGUUCACCAGAGGAGGCACAGAAAAGGACGGCAUGGGGUCUGUACAUUGAAACAACAAACAGAAUCUCAUGCUGUUGCUGUUGACCGCACCACCCCAGGACUCCAAGACCAGACUACUCUCCAUAAAGAGAUGCCCAUACCUUACACUCUUCUGUUUGAAAAUUGCGAAAGGGCUAACUUACUGCAGUUUUAAUUUAGUCUUAGAUUUAGUCUUAAAUUAGAUUUUAGCUUCGUUACAUUUUUGUCAUUUAAUCUUUCGUUAAUUUUUGUAAUUUUCAGUCGACAAAAACCAGGAACAAUUUCAGUCUAGUUUUAGUCACAUUUUAGUCUGCACAUUUUUUUUCUACAUUUAAAUAACUCAACCUCUUACUUGCAUCAUGUGCUCUGAAAAACCCUUCUCUGUAGGAUAUUCAGCGGUUAACUUCGGUCACGACUGGCUCCAUGGGAACUACAAUCCUAGCGAGUUUUAGCGUUUAGAAACGUCAAUAAUCAUCAGAUGCAAAAUGGUUUUCGAAGCGUCUUUCAUAUCUGAGAGAAUGAAUCUUUCAAAUAAAAAAAGAUACACUUACUUACCCAGAUUUUCACAGAUCCAUAAACUGUGUGUCUCCAGCCGGCAAACUACACUUUCACUACACUUCCUCCCCAGUUAUUCUUACACACAAGUGUUUGGAGCAUGCUAGAUAGCUAAUGAGCACAGAUGUCUUCCUAAGUCUUCCGUAAAACAAGUGCUGUAACUUUGAGAUAUGGCCGUGUGGGAGCACCAAUCUUAACCCUAUAAAGGUGUAGUAAUUUAACCUUCACUUUUAAAAAAAUCUCACUGAUAUGAAAGAUUCCUCAUGUUUCUACAACAUUACCGCAAGCGAUGCGUGUUAACGUUCAGAGCGAACGUCGGGUCUCCAGGAAAAAUGUAUAUCCGAUUUUCUCCACAUAGUAACCAUCAGAGUUGGUUAAAUAACAGUGCUUUCCUUCAAAAUAGGAGAAUAUGAGCUUUCCCACAAUGCCAGAAGUAUUACUAUACUCCUAAUAUUCAGCAAAAAUCAUUAGUUUUCCCAAUUGGAAAAGGCAACUGCACCUCGCUAUUGCCAACACAGAUGAAUAAAAGCGCACAUGGCACAAUAGAGCUUCUGAUGUGAUCAGAGCAAAAAUGACCAAAAUGAAAGCAGAGACUUAAAAUACAUUAUUGUUUCUAAUUGAGGUUAGUUUGUUACAAGUUAAGUAUCCUGUCUGCGCAUCAGCUCAAAAGAGAGACCGAGAUUAGUGAUUAAAGUGACUGGGAGCUGUGUUUGUGGGAGAGCCAGAUCAAUACAACCAGCCCAUGCAACAGAAAGAUGUUAUCGACUAAUGAGAGGAUUGCAUUAUAUAUUCUGCACAGGGAUGCAUGCUUAUAAUUGGACAAAACAGAUUUAAAGGAGUUUCGUGUGAAAUUGAAUGUCCAUUUGUCUCACGUGGAAAUCUCGCCUUGUUACAUUUUACAAUUAAAAGUAAUUGGUAAUAGUCAUAGGUUUUUUUCCAGAGCAUUUAAUCUCAUCAUUAGUUUCAUCAGGAAAAAUAGGUUGUUGACUACAGAGAGCUCAAACACGAGAUGUAUGUGGCAGGGUCUACAGUCAAUCAUGGAUUUCAAAAAGAAAACCAGCCCCGUCAUGGACAUCAACAUCUUGCUCCCAGACAAAUUAAACAACUUCUUUGCUCGCUUUGAGGACAAUACAGUGCCACUGACAUGGCCCGCUACCAAAGCCUGUGGGCCCCCCUUCAUUGUGGCCAACUUGAGUAAAACAUUUAAGCGUGAUAGCCCUCGCAAGACUGCCGGCCCAGACGGCAUCCCUAGCCGCAUCCUUAUUGACAUAUUCAAUCAAUCCCUAUCCCAGUCUGCUGUUCCCACAUGCUUCAAGAU
Molecule: messenger RNA, 3709 nt
Organism: Oncorhynchus gorbuscha (pink salmon)
Lineage: Eukaryota; Metazoa; Chordata; Actinopteri; Salmoniformes; Salmonidae
Gene: il17rel
Product: interleukin 17 receptor E-like
Exons: 19
Coding region: 557-2011 (484 amino acids)
Molecular function (GO): interleukin-17 receptor activity
Source: RefSeq, a predicted model, not a curated record